Molecule: messenger RNA, 4860 nt
Organism: Carassius auratus (goldfish)
Lineage: Eukaryota; Metazoa; Chordata; Actinopteri; Cypriniformes; Cyprinidae
Product: SWI/SNF complex subunit SMARCC2-like
Exons: 26
Coding region: 42-3146 (1034 amino acids)
Biological process (GO): cell projection morphogenesis
Cellular component (GO): synapse
Molecular function (GO): protein binding
Source: RefSeq, a predicted model, not a curated record
GCCAGGGGGCGGUGGGUGGCAAAACUUUCGAGCAGACAAAGAUGGCGGUACGGAAGAAAGACGGCGGCCCGAAUGUAAAAUAUUUCGAAGCGUCUGAUACCGUCUCGCAGUUCGACAAUGUCCGGGUUUGGCUGGGCAAGAAUUAUAAAAAGUAUAUUCAAGCAGAGCCCCCCACCAAUAAAUCUUUGUCAAGUCUGGUGGUUCAGCUCCUUCAGUUUCAGGAGGAAGUGUUUGGCCGGCAUGUCAGCAACCCUCCCCUCACUAGACUACCGAUAAAGUGUUUUUUUGAUUUUAAAUCUGGAGGAGCUCUGUGUCAUAUUCUGGCUGCUGCCUACAAGUUCAAGAGUGAUCAAGGAUGGAGGAGAUUUGACUUCCAGAAUCCUUCGAGAAUGGACCGCAAUGUUGAAAUGUUCAUGACUAUAGAAAAGUCCUUGGUGCAGAAUAACUGCUUGUCCCGACCUGUGAUUUACCUGAGUUCAGAGAUAGAGCCCAAGCUGCUGGGAAAACUGAAGGACAUCAUCAAACGACACCAGGGAUCUGUGACUGAAGAUAAGCUGUCCAGCUCUCAUGUAGUGGUGCCUAUUCCUGUUAGUCUGGAGGACGAAGAGUGGGUUCGUCCUGUAAUGAAGAGAGACAAACAGAUGCUGCUACACUGGGGCUACUGGCCUGAUAGUUAUGACACAUGGAUCUCAGCCAGUGAGGUGGAGGCUGCUGUGGAGGAUCCGCCCACUGCUGAGAAACCCAGGAAGGUCCAUGCCAAGUGGAUUCUGGACCUGGAUCAGUUUAAUGAGUGGAUGAAUGAGGAAGACUAUGAGGUGGGAGAAGGAGGACCGCGGAGGAAGAGAAUUUCAGCAAAGACUCUCACAGAUGAAGUGAGCGCUCCAGAUGAAAAGAGGGAUAAAAAACCCAGCAGUGCCAAAAAAAGGAAGCGCUCCCCGUCUCCAUCUCCUACCCCUCCACCACAGGAGAGCAAGAAGAAAAACACCAAGAAAGGGCCCACUACUCCCUACACUAAGUCCAAACGAGGACAGAGAGAGGAAGAACAGGAAGAUCUGACUAAAGAUUUAGAUGAACCCUCACCUGUGCCUGCAGUGGAGGAAGCAACACUACCUAAAACAGUGACUAAGAAGGACUCAGAUUCUACUCCAGUGAAAGGAGGCACUAUGACUGACCUGGAUGAGCAAGAGGAUGAAUCAAUGGAGACUGUAGGGAAGGAGGAAGAAGAAGGUUCUCCGAGUGUGAAAGGAGAACCGGUGAAGGGUUCGGACCUUCAUGAGGAUAAUGUCACUGAACAGACCCAUCACAUCAUUAUACCUAGCUAUGCUGCUUGGUUUGACUAUAACAGUGUCCAUGCUAUAGAGCGCAGAGCACUGCCUGAGUUUUUCAAUGGGAAAAACAAGUCAAAGACACCUGAAAUUUACCUGGCAUACCGUAACUUCAUGAUUGACACGUACAGACUGAACCCACAGGAGUAUUUGACCUCUACAGCAUGCCGUAGGAACCUGGCUGGAGAUGUUUGUGCCAUUAUGAGGGUCCAUGCCUUUCUGGAACAGUGGGGCUUGAUUAACUAUCAGGUGGAUUCAGAGAGUCGGCCCACUCCCAUGGGGCCUCCACCCACCUCACACUUUCAUGUGCUGGCAGAUACUCCAUCAAGUCUGGUACCACUACAGCCUAAAGCAUCCCAGACUUCAUCCUCUCAGCAGAUGCUCUCAUUCCCAGACAAAAUCAAGGACAAACCAGCUGACUUGCAGAACUUUGGGUUAAGGACAGAUGUGUACAGUAAGAAGAGCGGCCCAACUAAAACUAAAAAUGCUGCCAGUGCCACUCGAGAAUGGACAGACCAGGAGACACUGCUACUGCUGGAGGGUCUAGAGAUGUAUAAAGAUGACUGGAAUAAAGUAUCGGAACACGUGGGCAGCCGCACACAGGAUGAGUGCAUCCUCCACUUCCUGCGUCUACCGAUCGAAGACCCCUACCUGGAGGAUAGCUCCUCCUCCCUAGGCCCGCUGGCCUAUCAGCCAGUUCCGUUCAGUCAGGCGGGGAAUCCUGUCAUGAGCACGGUGGCAUUCCUGGCCUCUGUGGUUGACCCUCGAGUGGCUUCUGCUGCGGCUAAAUCAGCACUUGAGGAGUUCUCUCGAAUGAAGGAGGAGGUACCAGCUGCGCUGGUGGAGGCUCAUGUGCGUCGAGUGGAGGAUGCGGCCAGAUCAAGCGGGAGACCAGACCCUCUCUACGGCCUGGAGGGCAGCGGCAUAGCAGGAACCGGUCUUGAGGAUUCUGACAAACCCUCUGAAGAUGGAAGUGAGGAGAAUAAAAACAGUGAUGGUCAGUCUAGCCAAGAUAAAAGAGAAAAUAAGGAGAGCAAAGAUGGAGCCAGUGAGGAGGAAGAAAAACAAGGAGAGAACGGCAAGAAAGAGGAAGAGAGAGUGAGAGAAGGGGAGACGGACAGAGAGACAGAGAAAACAGACUCAGAAAUGGCUGAUGGCGAGAAGGAGAAAGAACAGAAGGAGGGGUUGGAAGAGGGUCAGAGGGAUGGAGAGAGCGAGGGGGAGAAGAAAGCAAAGGUGGAGAGAGAUGUAGGAGAGGGAAACCUGGCCACUGCCGCUGCUUCAGCACUCGCUGCUGCUGCCGUCAAAGCUAAGCACUUGGCAGCAGUAGAGGAAAGGAAGAUCAAGUCUCUGGUGGCUCUGCUGGUGGAGACCCAGAUGAAGAAACUGGAGAUCAAACUCCGACACUUUGAAGAGUUGGAAACCAUCAUGGACAGAGAGAGAGAGGCACUAGAGUAUCAGAGGCAGCAGCUUCUUGCUGAUCGUCAGUCGUUUCAUAUGGAGCAGUUGAAGUAUGCAGAGAUGAGAGCCCGACAGCAACACUUCCAGCAGAUCCAACACCAGCACCAUAGCAGCCAGCCUGCCAAUCAGUCUGGCAGUACUCCAUCUGUAACCCACCAGCCUGCCACUAAUGCCUCUGGCCCGCCCCCAACACAAAGCCCCGCCUCUGUGAGCGCCACUAAUGCCCUCAAUGAAGCUCCACCACCCACCUCUCGCAGUUCUCCCCCGACCAUCGCACAGACUGGAGCAGCGCAUGAUUCCAGCACUCCACUAGCAGGGGAUUCUCUGUAUCCAAAUGCCCCUGUGCCUCCAACACAGUAAAGGAAGUGGUGAGAUUUAAAUGGGAUCAAUAAUUCCAGUGAAGAAAAUGAAGGAAAUUAGAUAGAAAGCAAAAGAGACAGAGGUGAAGGGAAGCGAUAUCUUCUUUUUUGUCACUUCGAAUUCUUGCCAGCAUCUUGAAUAUGACAUCAUUCAAAAUAAUUAGCUAAAGCUAAACACAGAUAACCUUUAAACUGACAAAUAAAACUGAAAACAAGACCUUUGGUUUGGACUUUUGGAAAGGUCUUGAACUGAAAGCCCUGUUACACCCAACAAAAAGCACUCCUUACCCAAACAGCCUGCAUCCAAGUACCAGGCCCAAAGCUCAAUAUACAUACCCUUGUCCGUCCUCCACUCUCAGUAACAUCUCUUAACUUUGAGCCGAACCACAGGAUCCAGGAUACCUGUGAUCUGCACUCCAGAAGCAUCUCGAUGUACUUUAGGUACUCAAACAUACAAAAGAAAACCAAGAACAGAUUGCACUUUGAGAAUGUUUCCGAAUCUUACUUUUUGGAGGGAUGAAGCAUAAAGUCAAAAUUAGCCCUGACCUAAUGUUUUCUUUUAACGACGUUAUUUUUAUCACUUAAUCUUUGUAUUUGUUUCACAGAAGCACUUGAUUUGGAGUAAGUCUGAAGAAAAACUUGACUUUGUUAUCGUUCAUUUGUAUGCGUGUGUGUGAAUGUUGGUUUGUCUUUCGGGACAAUGUGAAAGCUUCAGUGGUUUGGCCUGUUUUUUUAUUUUUUUUAUGAGCAUGAUAAAAAAAAGAGACAAAUUAGUAUUAACUCUGUUUACUUUGUCUCUGACAACAUGUACUGUAAGCUUGGAAAUCCUGUCAUGAAUAAUUGAUGUUUGCAUGUUAUUUUUUGGGUAUGUGUGUACGUCAUUACCACAAAAUAUAAGUUACUCUACAUUUCUAACAGGUGAAAGUAGUUGUUUCGUUCUCAUCUCAUUGCAAUGUUUGUGAGAAUACUUAAAUAUUGGAGUGUAUGAUUAAUCGCCUAUGAAAACAUUUUGGGAAAUGCAGCAAGGAAUCAUAUUGGUUCCUCAGCUCAAAUAGUUGAAUCAGUCAUUUUAGUGAGAUUAUAUUGCACAUUUUAUUAUCCAGUGUUCAUGCCAGAACUGAUGUUUCAGUUCAGAUUGUUAACCCUUGUGCGUCAAUUUCAAAAAAGUUACACAGAGGUCCUUAGAUGACAAAAUGUCCAUGUUAAAAACAGUAAUAAAAAUAUUAUAUAUUAAUAUUUUUUUCCGCUUUCAUUGACAAAAAUGCAUCCGUGCUAUUCAUAACUACCAAAAAUGCAAUAAUUGUUUUAGGAUUUUAACCUUUUAAAUGCUAGUUUGUUUACAUAAUGCCACUGUUUUUCAUGAAAAAGUCAUUCUUUACCAUGUACUAAGCACUAAAAGUAAAAUCAUUUUACUAAAACUAAAAUCAUUUUCAAAAUGUUUUCAUCACUUGAAAUAACUUAAACCUUCAAGGAAAUUAAAUUUAAUAAAAAUAACACUCAUAAGAACCACACUAUAAAUAUGAAAAAAAGUAUUAAAAAUGUUGAAGAAUGAGAGCAUAUUAACAAAGAAUCCAUUAUUUUAUGCUUAAUGGCACUGGGAUUAAAUAUUGUUGUUUCACUGGGGACAUUUUUGUCCUUAAAGUCCUGAGUUUGACUAAUUUUUAUACCUAGAGUAAAAUAAAUUUAUGAAAGGUAAUGAAGGUGGAAUUUUAAAA